Molecule: messenger RNA, 1683 nt
Organism: Striga asiatica
Lineage: Eukaryota; Viridiplantae; Streptophyta; Magnoliopsida; Lamiales; Orobanchaceae
Source: the annotation of a GenBank genome assembly
AUGUCUGCACAAGUGGAGGCUAAUCACAAAUAUUGGGCCACAACUAAAAACGAAAUUGUAGAAAGUUGGCAAGUGUCCACGUGGAGCCACCGUGCAUGGCUGGCCAUUGGCUGCACGGCGGUGCUGUUUUCGGUGGCUAAAUCCAUCCAUUACGGCCCCACAAAAGCAUCCAUCUUUGCGGCGUUUAUUGGAUAUAUCUUAGCGGACUUGGGCUCGGGCAUUUACCACUGGGCCAUAGACAAUUAUGGGAGCCCAAAUACGCCCAUCUUCGGCUCCCAAAUUGAGGGCUUCCAGGCAAGAUCAUCCCUAUUAUUCUUACCUCCUAAUAUCACUAACAUAAACGGCCACCACCAGCAGCCGUGGGCGAUCACCAAAAAGCAGGUCGCCGUCAAUCUCUACCUGACGGCGGCGUCUGUAUCGGCGGCCGUCAUCCCCAUUAAUAUUCUCUCCACUAACCCGCCUUUGCUCAUGUUCGUCGGCGUAUUCGGUGCCAGCGAGAUUUUCAGCCAACAGUUCCACGCGUGGGCCCACACGCCCAGACGGAAGCUUCCGGCCGUCGUGACGGCGCUUCAGGACGCCGGAAUCCUUCUGGCGCCGUCGCAGCACGCCGCCCACCACCGGCCGCCUUACAACAACAAUUACUGCAUCGUCAGCGGAAUCUGGAACCGGAUUCUGGAUAGGACCGGGUUUUUCCUGGGCCUGGAGCUGGCGUUCGAUUGGGCUUUCGGGUACAAGCCCAGAUGUUGGGGCGAGCCCAAUUUUGAAUGGGCCCAAGUCUCUGGAGCUAAAGAGCUCAGUCUGGCUGCACCAUCAGCCUCAGAUGAUCAAGGACUGACCUCAGAUAGCUCGGAGGUUGGAAGAUCAGAGGAGCACGUAGCCCGGAUUACAACAAUUUACUUCCCUAAGUCAACAAAUCGUAUUCUUUUUGAUAUGGGUGUAAUAGCUGAGCUUCAACUUAAUAAAUCAGGCACAGCUAAUAAGCCCACAAAGUACAUAGAAAAUCAAGAAACUUGGCAGAUCUCCACGUGGACCCACCGCGUCUGGCUUGCCGCCGGCUGUGCAGCGGUGCUUUUCACGCUCGCCAAAUCCCUCCACUUACUAAUAGCCCUCCGCCCCUUUUCCCCAAGGCCAUGGAUCCACUCCCUUUCAGCCUCCUUCACCGGCUAUGCCGCCGCCGACCUCGCCUCCGGAAUUUACCACUGGGCAAUCGACAAUUACGGAAGUCCCCACACCCCCAUAUUUGGGCCCCAAAUCCAGGAUUUCCAGGCCCACCACCAGCAGCCGCGGGCCAUCGCCAGGCGGCAGCUCGCCAACAACCUCCACCUCCCGGCAAAGUGGGCCGCCGCCGCCGUCUCCCCAGUGGGCCUGACCGCCGGCAGCCCCGCCCUCUUGGCGUUCGCCGGUGUGUUCUGGGGAUGCGCGCUCUUCUGCCAGCAGUUCCACGCGUGGGCCCACACCCCGAGGCGGAGGCUCCCGCCGGUGGUGGCGGCGCUUCAGGAUGCCGGGAUUAUACUGGCGCCGGCGCAGCACGCCGCCCACCGCCGGCGGCCGUACAGUAAUAACUACUGUGUUGUUAGUGGGUUGUGGAACGGGUUUCUGGACAGGGUUGGGUUUUUUGUCGGGUUGGAGACGGUUGUGGAUCGGGUUUUCGGGUAUCAGCCACGAUCGUGGAGCGAGUUCUGA